GGCGGCGGCGGCGGCGGUGGGAGCGGCCGCCCCGAUGUCGGGUCCGCGGGGCGCCCUGCAAGCCUGGUGCCGCCGGCAGUGCGAGGGCUACCGCGGCGUGGAGAUCCGCGACCUCAGCACCUCCUUCCGCGACGGACUGGCCUUCUGCGCCAUCCUGCACCGCCACCGGCCCGACCUCCUAGACUUUGAUUCGCUCUCCAAGGAUGAUGUCUAUGAAAACAAUCGCUUGGCCUUUGAGUUGGCAGAGCGGGAGCUGGGCAUCCCAGCCCUGCUAGAUCCCAAUGAUAUGGUCUCCAUGAAAGUUCCCGACUGCCUCAGCAUCAUGACUUACGUGUCUCAGUACUACAACCAUUUCAACAACCCCAGCCAAGCCAGCGUCCCUCCGCCUAUGAAGCGACCAACUGCUGCCUCCUCUCCUCCUCUGCUGUCCCACAAGAUGCCCAUGGCUGAGGUUGAGAGUCCUUCAGCACCACAGGGAGCAGCUGCUCUGGAAAAUCCAUGGUCUGAGGAGCAGCUUGUGGCCCCUGUCCUGAGCUGCCUGUGCGUUGUGUCCCAGGAUGAUGUCCCCUCGGAGCAGUCCCAGCGCAGCACGCUCAGCAGCACCUGCGCAGCCUGCCAGCAGCACGUCCACCUGGUGCAGCGCUACCUGGCCGAGGGCAAGCUCUACCACCGCCAGUGCUUCAGAUGUAAGGAAUGCUCCAGCACGCUGCUCCCGGGGUCGUACAAGCCUGGGUCAGAGGCAGGGACUUUUGUCUGCACGCAGCAUCGUGGUAAAUUGGCCAUGAGCGGGAAGGCAGAGAGGAGGCCCAGCCCAGACCGACAGUCACCAGAGCUAAGAACUGAGAUUGGGGCUGACAGCAUGGGAGAGAAUGCCCUCCAGGCAGAAGCAGAGGUGGGGAAGGAUGAUGGUGACUCCCAGGAGAGUGUGGCAGAGACCCCUAUGCCUACAGAGGGCCUUGCUGGCCCAGCAGAGAAGGACAGCACAGCCAGCAAAGCAGAGACACCGACACCCUCUUCUCUCACUGGCAGUGGGGCGCCUGUCUCCCAAACUCCCCCCAGGCCUCCAGUCCCCAGCAAACCUGCAGGGCUCACCCAGGACAAAGCCAGCUCGCUGGAUGGACGGCUCAGAGACUCACGUCCCACCCCAGCCCCAAGGAAGGCCACUGAUGCAUCUGUCCUCUCCCCUCCAACCUCCCACCCUGUCCCCCGGCCCAGGUCCACUCUGCAGGGCGAGGGCAGCGAGUGUGGGCCUGGCAUGGUAAACGGUCGUGUACCUGAGCCCAGCCCCCCUGUCCCAAAACCUCGAGGGAGACCCUGCUCCUCUGAUCGUGGUGGAGCAGUUGCUGCAAGAGCCAAGGACCCGCCAUGGAUGGCCUUAGUGCAAGCAGAGCCCAAGAAGAAGCCAGCUCCCCCUCCUCCCCCAGGCAACAGCCAUGAGACUCCGAGUAGGACUUCAGAGGAGGAGGAUGGGGAGGAGGUGGGGAAAGCCAGGAGUGAGGAGAGCAGGUCUGAUACCACAGAGCCCAAACCAUACAACCCCUUUGAGGAAGAGGAUGAGGAGGAAGUGGAAAGUGCUGACACCCAAAAGAGCACACCUGAGCAGGAGCAGAGCGAGACUGCUGCCAAACCUCUCCACCCCUGGUAUGGCAUCACUCCCACCAGCAGUCCAAAGGCAAAGAAGCGGCCAGCUCCACGAGCCCCCAAUGCUUCCCCACUAGCCCACCACCCCAUCUCCAGGCUGUCACACUCUGAGCCAUCAUCCUCCACCCCGUCGCCAGCUCUCAGCCUCGAAAGCAUCAACUCUGAGAGUUCAGCCAAGGUGCUGGGAGACACGGAUGAGGCCUCAGUGCCCAAAAGCUCCUCUGAGCCCACUGUGCACAUGCCAGCAGCCGCCAAGACUUCGAGCACGGAUGCGCCGCUGGCCAGCGUCUCCUCCAGUGAAAGCCCUGCUGUCCCAGCCAGCCUCUCCACCAACUCCUCCUCCUCCUCCUCCAGCAAGCUGGCCAACCUCAGUGGGGAGAUGCAGACCAGCAGGAGCAUGUCCACUGGCAGCCUAAAGACCAGCCCCAGCCGGCUGCCCCCCAAGCCUCCAGCUGGGGCUAGCCCUACACCUAUCCUCUUGGUUUCAGAUGGGGGCUCUGGGAGCCCCAAGACAUCUUCCUCGCCUAAACCACAGCUGAAGUCUUCCUGCAAAGAGAACCCCUUCAAUCGGAAGCCAUCACCUGCUGCCUCCCCCUCGGCAAAGAAACCUCCCAAGGGCUCCAAGCCUGUGCGUCCUCCUGCACCAGGCCACGGCUUCCCUCUGAUCAAACGCAAGGUGCAGACAGAUCAGUACAUCCCUGAAGAAGACAUCUAUGGGGAGAUGGAUGCCAUUGAGCAUCAGCUGGAUGAGCUGGAGCACCGUGGGGUGGCCUUGGAGGAAAAACUGCGCAGUGCUGAGAAUGACAACUCUGAGGACAGCCUGCUUGUGGACUGGUUCAAACUCAUCCAUGAAAAGCACAUGCUGGUGCGCCACGAAUCAGAGCUCAUCUACAUCUUCAAGCAGCAGAACCUGGAGCAGCGGCAGUCAGACGUGGAGUAUGAACUGCGGUGCCUCCUCAACAAGCCAGAGAAGGACUGGACCGAUGAGGACCGAGGGAGGGAGAAGGUGCUGAUGCAGGAGCUGGUGACCAUCAUUGAGCAGAGGAAUGCCAUUGUGAACUGCCUGGAUGAGGACCGGCAGAGAGAAGAGGAGGAGGAUAAAAUGUUGGAAGCCAUGAUUAAAAGGAAAGAAUUUCACAAGGAGACGGAGACCGAGAGCAAGAAGAAAGGCAAAUUCAAGCCUAUGAAGGUGCUUAAGCUGCUGGGCAACAAGCAUGAUUCCAAGAGCAAGUCACCCAAGGAAAAAAGCUAGAGCAGGGGAACACCAACAUUGGGAGGGAACCCUGACUCGCCUCUCCCUGGCCCUGGCUCGCCUCUCCCCCUGCUCCCUCCUCAGGCACCAGAGCUGCCGCCCCAGGGAGAUGCCAGCCCUCAGCCCAGAGUGGGUGAGAAUGACCAAAGCCCUUCCCUUUCCUGAGGCUGUGGGGGAGCAUGACCAUACCCUCCAUGAAGCCUUGUUAACAAGGCAGGGAGAAGAUGGAUUUGCUUUUCAGAUACGUUACCCAAUUGUGUGCUCUUGUCAUUAACUGAGAACAAACAAAGGAGUUUGGUGUUUGUGGGAAAACUUGCACUAACUGCACCCCAUCCCUUUUCCCGCUCUAACUGUGACAGUUCCACGUGCCUCUGACUUUUGUCAGGAGGGGACUGGGCCUCCCUGUCCCUCCCUGCCUGCCCACUCUUGUCCCUUUUCUGUCCCAUUUUUAACUUCAGGAGAAAACUGACAUUAGAAUCAGGAUCCUUUGGGUUUUACUGGCCUAAACUAAAAGGUUAAGAAAAUACUCCUGCAUCAUAAGGCUCUAGAGCCAUAGCCAAAAAAACAUGUGGUGCCCUAUUUAUUUUGAGCUGUCCCCUCCCUCGUGUGCCAGGGGUGGGUGGGCUCCGUCCCAAGGCUGAGAGGACCCAAGGGGACGGUGUACAGCUGCUAGGAUGUAGCUCAUGUGCCCUACUCAGGAACCCCACUGCUGCUAAACACUGCUGACUCUGCUGCCUUCCUGGGGAGGGAAAACCUGUUCCUUUUCCAGGCAAGGGCAGAAAAGCUCAAGCUUGACUGAGUGCCGGCAAGGGGCACUAAGCUUGUGUCCCUGCUCACCAGUGCCACCCUUGAGCGGCAGGGGAGAGAGGCGCCAUCACAACUGACCUUUACCCAGCUUCACCUGUGUAUACUUUAAAAGUGUGCAGAUGUGGCUGGUUAUUUUUUACACCUCCUUUACUAGAUGAAUUCAAACCCAUCCAAGAACUUUAAACCCCUUAUUUUAUUUGUCAUGUGUGUGCGUGUGUGUACAUCAGAGGAGAGGAGGGAAUAGGGGGGCAGUGUUCUUCCAACCAUCCCUUCUUCCUUCCAUUUUUGUUUCCUGCCUUCACUUCCAAGAUGAUGAGUUAUUUAUUGAAUUAUUGGAUCAGUCUGAAUUAGAGUUUCAUGGGUGUUUGGUUGGUCAGCUAUUCAUCAUGCCUUCUCAUUAGCAAAUUAGACAUAACCAGCCCUGAGCCAUCUGCUGCAGUCUCUUCUAAAAACCCAACAGGCUUUAGCCAAAAUGCUCUCAGAGCAGUGCCUUGCAAGGUGGCUGGUGUAGCAUUCUGGAGAGGGAUCCUCAUUUCCCAAAACCAGAGGGACCCAAGCCCCUCCUCAAUCCCAGCGUGGCCCCCAUGGCUGGGAGCUGGCCAGUCCAGCCCUGUGCUGGUAAUGCCACCUCACCCUUGCCAUACACAGCAGGCUGAUGAGGAGCAGUGAUAGGGGCGGGGAGAUCCCAAAGCACAACUCUUUUCUAAGGAGAAUAAAACUGCUUUAGAGCCUGCUGUCACAUCACUGUUGCCAAAGGCCAUUGGGAUUGCUGCAGCCUGACACCCCUUGGCCCUGCGCCUGGUCAGCAGUUUGAUUUGUAAAUUAUACUGUACUAACUCCAUGACUUCCAUUCACCUGAGCAGAAAUAAAAGAAACAUUGGAUUUAAAAAGUGA
This is a messenger RNA of Parus major (Great Tit), 4594 nucleotides long. It is a transcript of the gene MICALL1, whose product is annotated as MICAL like 1. The record is from RefSeq and is a predicted model, not a curated record. Bases 35 to 2893 code for a protein of 952 amino acids. NCBI's taxonomy places the organism in Eukaryota, Metazoa, Chordata, Aves, Passeriformes, Paridae. The transcript is spliced from 16 exons. Gene Ontology annotation, molecular function: protein binding.